AUGGUUUCUCAGAAUGUUCCUCCCCGAGCGAAAGGAAGAGGUCCCUCCAUACAAGACGCAAUGCGGCUCCCCUCUGAAAGCCUGCUCCUCUUGCUCUCCUUCAUAGCAAUUUCGGCGAGCAGCCAGGUGGAGGCAGAAGACCAACAGUCUCUGCAACAGCAGCAGCAGCAGCAACAGGAUCAGUCGAAGCAGAACGAUGCCUCGGCCUCUGAUUCCGGCGAGGAUCUCGAAAUGGCCGCCUCAUCGAACGAGGACGCUUUCGCUGAUGCAGUGAACGCCGCUCUGCAUAGCGACAAACACGUCUCGUCUGAACACGAGCAGAAGGAAGCGGGUCACAUAAUUGAAAACAGAGUUCAGGCACCGCCUCAAUUCCAUCUCGGUUUUCCGUUCAACGCCCACGGCCUGAUCCACGCUCCGUCGAAUUUGAUCCCGCAACACGCUCCGCAGCCUCGAGGUGUGGGACAUUCGCAGCAAUUCGUCAAUGUCCAACACCACGCGCCCCAACCCUGGCCUCAGGAACAGCAACAUCUUCCACCCCCGGGAAUGCAUCAUCAUCCUCAAAACGGGUUGCCGGCUCCCGUCUUCCACCCCCAUCCGGUCCCAAUGGCUCAACAAGCUCACGCGCCGGUAUUCCAUCCCGAAGAACCCGUUCACCAUCACAACAUCGAGCCGCAAGCUCUGCCUGUCCACCACCAACCUGAAGCGCAGCAAAUCCAAGAGGAACCUUCGAAUAUCCAUCAUCAUGAGGAGCAUCACGAAGAGAUCCACGACAACGCUGUUGCGCCGAUUCCCGUCAAUCACCAACCUGCUCACAUUGACCCCGAAGAAGCCUGGCCGCUGUCUCAACCUGACAUGCCCAAAAUCGUUCACCUCGACGUCAAGUGUGAGAAGAAUCUCAUGAAGGUAGUUGUGGAGUUCGACCGGCCCUUCAACGGACUCAUUUUCUCUAAAGGACACUAUUCCUACGGAUCGUGCGUGCACCUUCCUGCUGGUAGCGGCAAGAAAUCCGUCUUUUUCGACAUCUCCAUAAACUCUUGUGGCACCGUCGGAAACGCUCAGAAUGGACUCUACGGACAGGAGGGCAAUACGGCCACGGGAUCGUUCUUCGAAAACACGAUCAUCAUUCAGUACGAUCACCAAGUACAGGAGGUCUGGGAUCAGGCUCGUAAAUUGCGCUGUACGUGGCACAACAACUAUGAGAAAGCUGUGACUUUCCGUCCAUUCCCCGUCGAUAUGCUCGAUGUCGUACGAGCCGAUUUCGCUGGAGACAAUGUCGGCUGCUGGAUGCAAAUCCAAGCCGGCAAGGGUCCAUGGGCCUCCGAAGUCGCCGGUAUCGUCAAGAUUGGACAGACAAUGACCAUGGUACUCGCUAUCAAGGACGACGAGAACAAGUUCGAUAUGUUGGUGCGCAACUGCAUCGCCCACGACGGACAGCGGGCUCCCAUCGAACUGGUCGACUCCAAGGGAUGCGUUGCCCGUCCGAAGCUCAUGUCACGAUUCACGAAAAUCAAGAACUUCGGAUCAUCGGCCACAGUCCUCUCAUACGCUCACUUCCAAGCCUUCAAGUUCCCCGAUACAAUGGAAGUACACUUCCAAUGCACCAUCCAGAUCUGCAGAUAUCAAUGUCCGGAACAAUGUGCACCGGAGGACCAGCACGCAGCAGCGGGCGAUCGUCAGAUAACUUACACGACUACGCUUUCCCGACAAGAGCGUGAUCUUGGUCGAUUCCGUCGCGAUAUCGCUCUCGAAGAGGGCGAGAAAGAUAUCGGUGUGUCGAAGAUCAUUCGAGUUCUGAGCGCCGGCGACGUUGACUUUAGCUUGGGUAACUCUACUCAGGAUCAAUCACUCGAAUUCACCCAAGAGGAGCUCAGCUCCAUGGUGUGCAUGUCCACACUGGGAUUCGCCUCGAUUUUGCUUUUGCUUCUGGUGGUCCUUGUGGUGACGUGUAUCAUGUGCGCUUUCUUAUACAUACGCCACAAACAGAGUCAAGCGCCUGUAUUCAAGAACUAUCCCCACGACCUGCCCGUCUUCACCAAGAAGCCCGCCCCGAAAGAAGCUCAACAGUAA
Galendromus occidentalis (western predatory mite) is the source of this 2067-nucleotide messenger RNA. RefSeq lists its product as uncharacterized. Lineage: Eukaryota; Metazoa; Arthropoda; Arachnida; Mesostigmata; Phytoseiidae. Bases 1 to 2067 code for a protein of 688 amino acids. The transcript is spliced from 6 exons. The record is from RefSeq and is a predicted model, not a curated record.